This is a messenger RNA of Styela clava, 2725 nucleotides long. The record is from RefSeq and is a predicted model, not a curated record. NCBI's taxonomy places the organism in Eukaryota, Metazoa, Chordata, Ascidiacea, Stolidobranchia, Styelidae.
UUAUAAACAAUUGUAAUGACGUGCUAUCGUGGACUUCAAUCAACAAGACACCGGAGCUUACCGACUGUGUAAAAAAGAAACAACACUUCGAUCAUAUUUGUGUUGAAGUCUUAAAUGAAAUGAAACGACAGGACAAGAUGGCAUUCAAACCCGAAUAUGAAACUAAAAUACGAGACUUAAACUGAAAUUCAACGAAAUGUUUCAGACAAACUGAGCGAACAGGAGAAGAUGGAGAGCAUGAGGUACAAAGAGGAGCGUGUGCAACAGCGAUCGGCACGACAAGCUUUCAGAAACCACGUUUCGGAGGUUCACAAAUACUUGAAUAGCGUUACUGAAAAUAGGAUAUUGCCACAGAAGAAACGCGCUUAUCUUGAUCAAUGUACAGAGGAAUUAAUGUGGAAGAGCGAUGAUCAAACCUCUGAAUCAACCGAGUUUAAAAAACGACAUAAAAAUUUUAAUAAUACCAUUGGGACAGUUUUUGACAAGUUGCGCCAAGAAGAUAAGAAUGCCCAGCAGGAGCUUGGUGGAUUAUAUAAAGAUGUUAAAAGUAUGAUUGACAGCACGGGAAGCGACGAACUCGUGGACAAGGAUAAGUUACAAAGUGAAUGUUCUGACAUAAUAGAUUGGAUUUUGAAACAUCCGAACGCUUACAAGGCAGACUACGAAAAUCAACAGAAUAAACUCGAAACAAUUAGGAACCAAUAUCAGGACCAAUUGCAACAACGAAAUAAGGAUUUGCAAUCAGAUUUUUUUAAUUAUUUAAAACAAAUAAAACAUUACGUGGAAGAUAAGUCAUACUCAGAAUUAGUUCAUUCAGAUGAAAAAGCAACACUGUUGCGCGAAUACAGCAUUGGAUAUUUAUGGAUUGAGAACCAAAAAAAAGUUAAAUAUAGUGAACUAGUUGAGAAGAAGAAAAAUCUUGUUCAUGUUUGUCAGCCAAUCUUCGAUAGAUUAAUGCGGGCAGAAUUCAAUCGAACUAAAAAGACUCUUGAAGAUUAUGUGCACCAGGUGGAGCAAAAAGUGCGCUUUGAAUAUUCUACCCGCUUGAACGAAAAUGAUAAAAGAGUUAUCCAAGGAAAAUGCGAAAAUGUGAGACAAUUUAGAAAGAAAAACAAAAACGCUAAUACAGAAGAACUAAAAACCGUAUACUUUGAUCUUACUUCUGCGGUUGAACCAAUUCUAAAGAAGCUCCGCAAAACAUAUGAGAACAAUGAGAGCAAAAGACAAAGACACCCCAGCACGACAAAUACAAAAGUAAUAACUCAACAACCCAGGAAUGAACAAUCUACACCUGAAAAUGAUAAUCGGCAAUAUUCAGAGGGUUACGGGUAUCAAGACGUAAAGAAAAAAACGACUCGACUGAUUUCGCCUGAUCAAACAUUCUCUAAACCAGAAAGAGAUCGUGAUUCAUCGCGCCUAGCGAUAGCUGGUAAUAGAGUAAGAUGCUUUCCUGUUUCAGACAAACAUAAAUAUGGAGCGCACACGCAGUCACAAAAGACAUCACGUGGGGAUGAAUAUCAUUAUUUUCCCAGUAAUUCUCAAAUGCAGAGUCAAGGAGAGUUUCAGACACUGGACGAAACAAGUAGGCCAUAUUCAGGCAGACUUCAUUCCUCGAGUUCUAAAUCAGGAAAAAAUACACCAAUUGCCGAGGCCAAAGCUAAUCUUUCAGUGUAUGUGAAAGAAAUAAUAAAUGACCUAGACAAUGAUGCGAGCAGGGGAUUUUUUCUUUCAACUAAUCAUCGAAAUCAGUUGUACGGGUCUUGCGCUGAAGUUAGAAACUGGCUUAAAGAAACUAAGAAUCCGUCAUUGGAAGAGAUAGAAAGAAAAACACAGCAGUUGAAAACCAAAUGUCAAGCAAGUGGUUUGCGAAGCAAUAGACUGAUUCAAUCUGACUGGUUAUAAUUUUCUUUUUGUAUUACAUACUGUAAUAUUGUACAUACAUUGUCUUCGUUUCAUUAUAUAUGGAAAUGAAAAACGACAUAAACAAUUAUGAUACCGAGUUUUAUGUAAUUUUACUUCAUAUUGAGGGUGAAAACAUAAUUUAUCAUAAUUAUUGUUAAAAGAAUUUUUAUGAUUGAAUAGAAUGUAUAAUUGACUAAUCCUUACAAUUACAUAUAAUAUUCAUCAUUGAUAACUUUAAGAAAUGCUUUAAGAAUGCUAAUUUUCAAUGAUGUCAUCAUGGUAUUUUAUUUAAGCGUUCAUUUGUGGUAUGAUAGCUCUUUACUACAAUCUUUAAUAAUUACCUAUCUCCCUAGAUGUAGUUGGUUUUUCCGCAAAACAGGACCGACAAUUACAGUAGUUCGGUAAAUAAAUUUCUGGUCUUUUCAAUUAGUUAUUGUAACCUUGGGUUUCGCUGCUCGAUAACCCGCUUUGAUUCUCCGCGACAUUCCUACCCUAGUGUAACUGUGUGAUUAUCAUUUUAAUAGAAUAUUAUAUAAGAUAGAUUUUUACUGGUUGAAAAAUAUAAACUAAUCACAUGAAAUUUCAGAUGUAUUUGUCCCAGUUAAACCUAUCCAUUUAAGUCAUUGGAUUCCUUCCUUGUGAGCGAUCAAUUAAUAAUUAUUUUAUUUUUGUAACACCUAGUAACCCAUGAGGAUAUCUAUUUAGCGUAAUAAAUAGACUCAGUUAUUUCAACGCCUUCAAUAUGUAAAAUUAAUAUUGUAUGUUGAUAUGUUACCAGGUAAAAUUAUUUCCAUUUAACGCGUCUAUAAUGCUUGUUGCUUUU